AUGGCAGCCAUUCCACUUAACGAGCUGGAGGAAUUGCUCGCAUUACUCGAUGGUGUGCAAAAAACGAGAUACCUCGCUCUUGCAUCUGCAGUGCUCCUAGGAUAUGACUACUUCUUGACGCUUUCCCAGGAGAUUCAAUACUUCUGGACCGGUCCGUGGUCCGCUUCCCGCGUAUUAUUCUUAUUUAAUCGCUACUUCUCACAAUUUGUCAUGAUGUGGAGCCUCCUCCUGCUCUUUGUACCCCACCUGACAGCUGAGAUCUCACUGCGAUACUUGCAGUUCUGCUCGAAGGCUAUUCCGGCUGUCUUCAUCAUGGGAUACAUCGGCAUCGCUGUCGUCCAAGCCAUCAUCGUCCUCCGAAUCUGGUACAUGUUCUCCAACCGCCCGAUCGCCCGCUCGUUUAUCCUCGCCUUCUUCCUCGCCACCCUCAUCACGACUAUUGUGCUAUUCAAGACUAUCUAUGCAGACUUUCGGCAGGUUUCUCCCCCUGUGCCUGGUAUCAGCAACCCGGGAUGCUCAGCUCCGCCUUCGUACCGCGUCUGGCGAAUAUAUCUCCCAAACCUUAUCUUACAUACCGUACUAUAUCUUGCUACUACAUGGCCUGCGUUUUGGAUGCGCCGGCACGGGACACGUUCCCCGCUCAUGAACCGUCUUCUCAAAGAUGGCGGUAUAUUCUAUGUACCUGUGUUCGCCUCGGCAGCGUUCACGACUAUUGGUGCUUUGCAACACGACCCUUCGGUCAUGAUCCCGGCGCUAUACGCCAACUUCCUCCUCUCCGUCUCGUCCGUCUCCGUCUCCCGCCUGAUGCUCAGCAUACGCUCGCUGGCCGCCUUCCUCGAGAUCGACUCCGAUCUGCUGCUCAGCGACGCCGAGCUCAGCCGCGUGCAGUGGCGCACCGGGCACCGCGCGGGCGAACUCAUCGUCGAGAUCGAGGCCGUAGAGGCGUUCGACGACGAGGUGCUGGUCGUCGACGCGAACUACAGCAUGCACGUGCGCACGCAUACGCCAGUCCUACACGCCACACGCGUCGGCGUGUACGAGGACGAGAAGAUGCCGGGCGCGGACAAAGUGAGCAGGGUGGCGUGGCCAACGCAGGUAGAAUCGAAGACAGGUGAGGUCUCUAAGGCGCCCCAGCUCAUCGUUGACGCGGGUCAACCAUUUCAUCUUUCGUAUGAUUUUCGCAAUCUUGAUGUUUGA
Postia placenta MAD-698-R-SB12 is the source of this 1197-nucleotide messenger RNA. RefSeq lists its product as hypothetical. NCBI's taxonomy places the organism in Eukaryota, Fungi, Basidiomycota, Agaricomycetes, Polyporales, Adustoporiaceae. The record is from RefSeq and is a predicted model, not a curated record. The coding region runs from base 1 to 1197 and encodes 398 amino acids. The transcript has 12 exons.